This is a messenger RNA of Coffea eugenioides, 714 nucleotides long. RefSeq names its product bidirectional sugar transporter SWEET5-like. Gene Ontology annotation, biological process: carbohydrate transport. Gene Ontology annotation, molecular function: sugar transmembrane transporter activity. Gene Ontology annotation, cellular component: membrane. The record is from RefSeq and is a predicted model, not a curated record. NCBI's taxonomy places the organism in Eukaryota, Viridiplantae, Streptophyta, Magnoliopsida, Gentianales, Rubiaceae. The coding region runs from base 1 to 714 and encodes 237 amino acids. The transcript is spliced from 6 exons.
AUGGCUCACAAGGAACUUGUAAGGACCAUCAUAGGAGUAAUUGGAAACGUCAUAUCCUUUGGCAUGUUUGUCUCCCCUACGCCUACAUUCGUAAACAUAUGGAAAGCCAAGUCUGUUCAACAUUUCAAGCCAGACCCCUACCUUGCCACAAUACUGAAUUGUGCAAUGUGGGUGUUCUAUGGCCUUCCAAUCGUCAAGAAGGAUAGCAUUUUGGUUUCAACGAUCAACGGUGUUGGACUUGUAAUUGAGGCCAUCUUUGUCACUUUGUUCGUCAUCCAUUCCAAUUGGCAAAAACGUAGAAAAAUCUUCAUUUUUCUUGCGGGUGAAGCAGCAAUUUUGGCCAUAGUCAUCGUCGUCGCCUUAACAGCUCUGCAUGGCAGCAAAAGGUCAUUAUUUGUCGGCGUCUUGUGCACAAUCCUCAAUAUUGGAAUGUACCUUUCGCCAUUGACUGUUAUGGGCCGCGUAAUUAAGACAAAGAGUGUGAAAUACAUGCCAUUCUGGUUGUCGCUUGCUAAUUUUGUGAAUGGUGCUGUUUGGUUUUCAUAUGCUUUCCUCAGAUUCGACCCCUGGCUCGUGAUUCCCAAUGGCCUUGGAACCGUUGGUGGACUAAUUCAGCUCAUAUUAUAUGCUACCUAUUACGGCUCAACAAACUGGGAUGAAGAUGGGGAUGAAAAUGGCAAGGCCAAGGAGGUCCAACUAUCCUCUGAAGCCUAA